Molecule: messenger RNA, 1387 nt
Organism: Suillus plorans
Lineage: Eukaryota; Fungi; Basidiomycota; Agaricomycetes; Boletales; Suillaceae
Product: Cupredoxin
Exons: 9
Coding region: 101-1387 (428 amino acids)
Molecular function (GO): oxidoreductase activity; copper ion binding
Source: RefSeq, a predicted model, not a curated record
AGCGACUCUCGUCAAUGGCAUAUUCCCUGGACCCUUGAUUGCAGCCCAGAAGGGAGAUAACUUUUCCAUUCAGGUAGUCAACGAGCUCACAGACGAGACGAUGUUCAAGAGUACCAGUGUCCACUGGCAUGGUAUCUUCCAAAAUGGGACGAACUACGCCGACGGGACAUCCUUCGUCACACAAUGUCCGAUUGCACAGAACAACUCUUUUACUCACAACUUCUCCGCCCCGAACCAAGCAGGUACUUACUGGUAUCACAGUCAUUACUCCGUCCAAUAUUGCGAUGGUCUGAGAGGAGCCCUGGUUAUCUAUGACCCUGAUGACCCUUUGGCAUACAUGUAUGAUGUCGACAAUGCAAGUACCGUAAUCACACUUUCCGACUGGUAUCACGUUGUAGCCCCUGUCUUGCGCCACAUCAUAGGUACCGACGCCAACUCUUCGCUUAUCAACGGACUGGGUCGUUAUGCAGGCGGACCCGCGUCUGACCUGGCUGUGAUCAACGUCGAACAGGGAAAGCGAUACCGCAUGCGACUGGUCGCAAUGUCCUGCGACCCUAAUUUCAAUUUCACCAUCGAUGGCCACAACUUCACCAUCAUCGAAGCGGAUGGACAGCUGACCGACCCACUACCUGUAGAUCAACUCCAGAUUCUUGCGGGUCAGCGCUAUUCUGUGGUUCUGGUAGCCAAUCAGCCGGUGGAUAACUACUGGAUACGCAGUCUUCCUAGUUUGGCGGGUGCAUCCUUCGAAGGAGGAACGAACUCUGCUAUAUUGCGUUACCAAGGCGCCCCGCAGGUCGACCCGACCACGGUCCAGACGACAAUCCAGAACCCAUUGGUAGAGACCAACUUACAUACUCUAAUAAAUCCCGGUGCUCCUGGCAUUCCAGGGUACGGGAACGCAGAUAUCAACCUCGACCUCCAGAUUACCUCUCUCGGCGGAUUCUUCUCUGUCAAUAAUGCCACAUUCGAACCACCCACCGUUCCUGUUCUACAACAAAUUCUCAGUGGUGUAGAUCCAUUUAAUCUACUUCCAAACGGGAGUGUGAUCCCUCUAAAAGCCAACCAAGUGGUGGAGUUGACAAUGAAAAUAGUAUCUGGUCCAGGUGGACCCCACUCAUUCGAUGUCGUACAGAGCGCAGAAAGUAGUACCUUCAAUUAUGUAAACCCAGUUCGCCGUGAUGUGGUAAGCGCUGGUACUGCGGGGCAACAGAUGGUGAUACGAUGGACGACCGACAAUUCUGGCCCGUGGUUCUUGCAUUGCCACAUUGACUGGCACCUCGAUGCCGGUUUUGCCGUAGUAAUGGCGGAAAGCCCUUCAGAUACCGCUGCACAUGUGAACCCCGUACCACGUAGGUCAUAUUUCAGGAGACAGCAUUUCUAUGGCUGA